Radiomyces spectabilis is the source of this 2811-nucleotide messenger RNA. RefSeq names its product formate--tetrahydrofolate ligase-domain-containing protein. NCBI's taxonomy places the organism in Eukaryota, Fungi, Mucoromycota, Mucoromycetes, Mucorales, Radiomycetaceae. The transcript is spliced from 13 exons. Gene Ontology annotation, molecular function: methenyltetrahydrofolate cyclohydrolase activity; methylenetetrahydrofolate dehydrogenase (NADP+) activity; formate-tetrahydrofolate ligase activity. The record is from RefSeq and is a predicted model, not a curated record. Gene Ontology annotation, biological process: tetrahydrofolate interconversion. Bases 1 to 2811 code for a protein of 936 amino acids. Gene Ontology annotation, cellular component: cytosol.
AUGUCUGCCAAGAUUAUUGAUGGAAAGGCCAUCGCACAGUCUGUGCGAAACCGCGUGAAAGAAGAUAUUGCCGCUACAAAGGCCAAUUUUCCAUUCUAUAAUCCUCACUUGGCUAUUGUUCAAGUUGGCAACAGACAAGACUCUUCUAUUUAUGUCAAAAUGAAAGAUAAAGCCGCACAAGAGGUCGGAAUUCAGAUCACUAUGGAAAAAUUACCUGAAAGCGUUUCACAGAGCGAGCUGCUCCAAAAGGUUAAACAAUUGAACGAUGAUUAUCGUAUUCAUGGUAUUCUCGUGCAAAUGCCCCUGCCCGACCAUAUUGACGAGACAACCGUUGUGGAAACCAUCAGCUACGAGAAAGAUGUCGAUGGUUUUCAUGCAAUCAAUAUCGGCAACAUGUCCAAAAGAACAGCUGAACCUUUGUUCUUGCCGUGCACACCCAAGGGCAUCAUCGAGUUGCUCAAAUCGACCGGUAUUGAUAUGUGCGGCAAGCGUGCUGUUGUUAUUGGUCGAAGUGACAUUGUCGGUGCUCCUGUUGCCAGUUUGUUGACUAGCGAAGACGCUACUGUCACAUUGUGCCAUUCAAAGACAGAAAAUCUCGAGAGUAUCGUAAGAGAUGCCGAUAUCAUCGUUGCUGCGGUCGGCAAAACUGAGCUUGUCAAGGGCGACUGGGUCAAACCAGGUGCUGUCAUUAUUGAUGUCGGUACCAACGCUGUGCCCGACGCUACCAAAAAAUCGGGUACACGAUGGGUCGGUGAUGUUGAAUUUGAAAAGGCCAAGGAAGUAGCUGGUGCCAUCACCCCUGUUCCCGGUGGGGUUGGUCCAAUGACAGUUGCCAUGUUGAUGGAGAAUACCAACAACAGCGCCAAACGCUGGCUUGCUUUAAGUCGCCAGCGAUCCAUUACUCCUUUACCCCUUCACCUGAAAACACCCGUGCCUAGUGAUAUUGACAUUGCUAGAGCACAAACACCUAAAAUGAUUGAUUUAUUGUGCAAGGAACUUGGCUUAAUGCCUACAGAGUAUGAACUGUAUGGUACUUCGAAAGCAAAAAUCGAUCUCAGUGUUCUGGAAAGAUUGCAGCAUCGUAAAGACGGUCGUUAUGUGGUGGUCACAGGAAUUACACCCACACCUCUUGGUGAAGGCAAAUCCACCACGACUAUCGGUCUUGUCCAGGCUUUGGCAUCUCAUCUGAACAAGUCGGCCUUUGCAUGUGUCCGCCAGCCGUCUCAAGGUCCUACAUUUGGCAUCAAAGGUGGUGCUGCCGGUGGCGGUUACUCUCAGGUCAUUCCCAUGGACGAUUUCAAUCUCCAUUUGACUGGCGAUUUGCAUGCUGUGACUGCAGCCAACAACUUGCUGGCCGCUGCAAUUGACGCACGUAUGUUCCAUGAGAACACGCAAUCGGAUAAGGCUUUGUUCAACCGACUAUGCCCAGUACGUAAGGGCCAGCGCUCCUUUGCUCCGGUGAUGCUGAAGAGACUCGAGAAACUGGGCAUCAGCAAGACGAACCCAAACGAUCUUACCGAAGAAGAAGUGCGACGUUUUGCCCGCUUAGAUAUUGAUCCCACCACUAUUACAUGGCAACGCGUUCUUGAUACCAAUGACCGAUUCUUGCGUAGUAUUACAGUCGGCCAAGCUACUACUGAAAAGGGACAAGAACGUCAGACUGGAUUUGAUAUCACUGUUGCAAGCGAAGUGAUGGCUGUCCUCGCUUUGGCCACAGAUUUGCAGGAUAUGAGACAACGUCUUGGAAAAAUGGUGAUUGCUAGUUCAAAGCAAGGAGAACCUAUCACUGCAGACGAUAUUGGCAUUGGCGGUGCCUUGACGGUUCUCAUGAAGGAUGCCAUCAAGCCUAAUUUGAUGCAAACGCUCGAAGGCACCCCUGUUUUGGUUCACGCUGGUCCUUUCGCGAAUAUUGCUCACGGCAAUUCAUCCGUUUUGGCCGACAAGAUCGCUCUUAAGCUUGCCGGUACCGACGGCGUUGAAGGCAUGGAACCUGGUUACGUUGUCACUGAAGCUGGAUUCGGUGCCGAUAUGGGUAUGGAGAAAUUCUUUGAUAUCAAAUGCCGUGUGUCCGGCCUUAUUCCCGACGCUGUGGUCAUCGUUGCUACUGUCCGAGCGCUGAAGAUGCAUGGUGGUGCGCCAGAGGUCGUGGCCGGAAAGCCAUUGCCGGAUGCAUAUACCGAGGAGAAUCUUGAAUUUUUGGAGAAGGGCUGUUCUAAUCUCGCCAAACAUAUCGAGAACGCGAAAAAGUUUGGUGUGUCAGUUCUGGUCGCUAUCAAUCGUUUCACGUCGGACACGGAUGCCGAAAUGGCCAUGAUUCGCAAGCUAUCUUUGGCAGCUGGUGCUGAUGAUGCUGUAGCGUGCGAUCACUGGGCUCGCGGUGGACUUGGUGCGGUGGACCUUGGCAAAGCCGUUAUCAACGCCUGUGCCAAAGACAAGCACUUCAAGUUCCUGUAUGAUUUGGACUCGUCCAUUGAAGACAAGAUCAAUGUUAUUUGCAAGGAAAUUUAUGGAGCUGAUGGUGUGGAAUUAUCAGAUCUUGCCAAGGAAAAGAUCGCCACCUACACCCAACAAGGUUUUGGUGAUUUGCCCAUAUGUAUGGCGAAGACGCAAUACAGCUUCAGCCAUGAUCCUAACUUGAAGAACGUGCCCACUGGUUUUACUGUGCCGAUCCGUGAUAUUCGCGCAUCCGUAGGCGCUGGAUUCUUGUAUCCUUUGGUGGGAUCCAUGCAAACUAUGCCUGGAUUGCCUACGCGUCCCUGUUUCUACGAUGUGGAUCUUGAUGAAUCGGGCCAAGUAACCGGCCUUUUUUAA